Saccostrea cuccullata (small rock oyster) is the source of this 3471-nucleotide messenger RNA. Its product is annotated as paramyosin-like. NCBI's taxonomy places the organism in Eukaryota, Metazoa, Mollusca, Bivalvia, Ostreida, Ostreidae. The record is from RefSeq and is a predicted model, not a curated record. The coding region runs from base 123 to 2783 and encodes 886 amino acids. Gene Ontology annotation, cellular component: myosin filament; myosin II complex; cytoplasm. Gene Ontology annotation, molecular function: actin filament binding; microfilament motor activity. The transcript is spliced from 17 exons.
AGUAGUAUUUAAGCAUUCAUUCGGGCGUUCAAGUUAGUCUGCCUCAAGUCGAAAGCCAGUGCCGAGCUUUGGAAUAAAACAGCUCUUUUUUCGCAAAGUAGUUCUGUAUUGUGUAAAAUAUCAUGAUGGAUUACGAUUCCGAUAUUUCCACAAAAGUUGUGAGGGUGAACCGCACCUACAACGUCUAUCGCGGUACCUCCCCAUCCACACAAAACAGAUUAGAGACAGUUGUUCGCAAAGAGACUCGGGUAGUCAAUACCGAGAAGCAACUGUUCGAAGCCGAGGAACAGAGAUUUUUGGCACGCAUCCGGGAACUGGAAGAUGCCCUUGAUGGAGAACGCGACACCAGACUGAGAUUCGAGAAACAAUGUGCCGAGCUGACUUUCCAACUGGACCAGAUGUCCGACCGACUUGAGGAAGCUUCCGGAAUGUCAUCUUCACAGUUGGACAUCAACAGAAAGAGAGAAUCAGAAUUAGUCAAGCUCCGCAAGGACUUUGAAUUAGCCAAUGCCCAGUUCGAGUCAGCAGAAGCCAGCAUGCGCAAGCGUCACCAAGAUGCUCUUAACGAUCUCGCUGACCAACUUGAAUACAUGACAAAAGCCAAGGGCAGGGCAGAAAAAGAACGAGGACAGCUUGUGGCCGAACUCGAUGGCUUACAGGCCCAUACUGAGGGCCUUCAAAAAGCCAAGGCUUCUGCCGAUGCCAGGAUCGAUGCUUUGGAGGGAUCUGUGUCCAGACUGAAGGCUCAAGUAGAUGACCUUACCCGCCAAAAUAACGAUCUCAACGGCCUUAAAGGUAGACUCACUCAGGAGAAUUUCGAUCUUCAACACCAGGUGCAGGAAUUAGAUGCCGCUAAUGCCGGUCUCGCCAAAGCCAAAUCUCAGCUUCAAGUUCAGUUGGACGACUUGAAGAGAAACUUGGAUGACGAGAGCAGGCAACGUCAGAACCUGCAGGUUCAACUCAGCGCCCUGCAGAGUGACUAUGACAACUUGAACGCCCGUUAUGAGGAAGAAUCUGAAGCCGCCUCCAACCUCCGCGCCCAACUCAGCCGUGUCAAUGCCGAGUUUGCCGCCCUCAAGACCAGAUUUGACAAAGAACUUCUGGCCAAGACCGAAGAGAUGGAAGAAAUGAGACGCAAGUUGAGUGUCAGGAUCCAGGAAUUGGAGGACCUUCUCGAACAGACCCGCCUCAGAUGCACCAACCUCGAGAGGACCAAGUCCAAACUCACCGCCGAGCUCAAGGAAGUCACCAUCGAACUUGAGAACUGUCAAAUCAUUGUGCAAGACCUCACCAAGAGGAACAGACAGCUGGAAAACGAAAAUGCUGCUCUUCAAAAACGUGUCGAUGAACUUUCCGCCGAGAACGCUCAACUCCGCAAUGACAAACAUGCCCUUGAACAGGAAGUCUACAGACUCAAGGUCUCCAACGCUGAACUUGCCGAGAAGAACGCCAACCUCGAGAGAGAAAACAAGAGCCUUUCUGAUCAACUUCGUGAAGCUAACCAAGCUCUCAAGGAUGCCAACAGAACCAUCAAUGAGUUGAACGCCAUCAAGGCUGCCCUUGAGACUGAGCGCGACAACCUUGCCGCCGCUCUCCGUGACACCGAGGACGCUCUCCGCGACGCUGAGGCUAAACUUGCCGCAGCCCAGGCCGCCCUCAACCAGCUUCGCGCCGAAAUGGAACAGAGGCUCCGUGAAAAAGAUGAGGAAAUCGACAGCAUCAGAAAGAGCAGUGCCCGUGCAAUUGAAGAACUCCAGCGUACUCUUGUUGAGGUGGAAACCCGCUACAAGACUGAAAUCACCCGCAUCAAGAAGAAAUACGAAACCGAUAUCCGUGAACUUGAGGGUGCCCUUGACAACGCCAACCGUGCCAAUGCUGAAUACCUUAAACAGAUCAAAUCUCUCCAGCACCGUGUCAAGGACUUGGAAAGCGCCUUGGAAGAGACCCAGCGCCAACUCGACGACUGCAGAGGCCAACUCUCCAUUUCCGAAAGGAAACGCAUCUCCCUCCAACAGGAACUCGACGACUGCCGUUCCCUCCUCGACGCUGCCGAGAGAGCACGAAAGAAUGCCGAGACCGAACUUGGAGAGACCUCCCAGCGCCUCACCGAAGUCCAGCUCCAGAUCACCGUCCUCUCCAACGACAAACGCCGCCUGGAGGGAGACAUCGCCGCCAUGCAGAGUGACCUCGAUGAUGCCCUCAACGCCCAGAGAGCCGCCGAGGAACGUGCCGACCGUCUCGCUGCCGAGGUCAACAGACUCGCCAGCGAACUUCACCAGGAACAAGAGAACUACAAGAACGCCGAGAGUCUGCGCAAACAGCUCGAGGUUGAAAUCCGCGAGAUCACUGUGAGACUUGAGGAAGCCGAGGCCUUCGCCACCCGUGAAGGAAAGAGACAGAUUGCCAAGCUCCAGGCCAGAAUCCGUGAUUUGGAAGCUGAAUUGGAAGCUGAGCAGAGACGUCUCCGUGAAACCGCUGCCAACAUGCGUAAAUACGAGCGCCAAUACAAGGAAAUUGUAACCCAGGCCGAGGACGACCGCCGUCAAGUAGCUGAGCUGACCAGUCUCGUCGACCAACUCACCAUCAAAAUCAAGACAUACAAACGCCAGAUCGAGGAGGCUGAGGAUGUAGCCAACUUGACAAUGAACAAAUACCGCAAGGCUCAGCAAUUAAUCGAGGAGGCUGAACACCGCGCCGACUCCGCCGAGAAGAACCUUGCCGCCGUCCGCAGAACACGAUCAAUGUCUGUCACUAGGGAAGUCACCAAGGUCAUCAAAGUCUAAAUGCAUAUAUUUUUAGGAAGCAUUCAUCAUAAUUCAAGAGACAUUUAUUUUAAAUUCGCGCAACGCAAAAUAUUAUGAUGUUAUAGAGACUAUAUUCCAAAAUUUCCCUUGUACAGAUUAUUUAUUUUUGUUAUUUAUAAUGUGCUGGAGGCUAAAGCAAAUGCGUGUUUGCUGCAUGACGUUGACUUUUAUUCGUAUAAAUGAUAUAUUGCAAAAAGAGGGAGUUGGUGAAGCCAUAGCUCGGCACGGCCAGGAUAGCAACAGCUCUGACGGUAGACCUCAACACACACAUCAAUGACAUCAUCAAAGUCUGUGUACACUGUGCUUCACGUUAAUGAAUGAAAUAUGCGGCAAGAGUGAACUUCUACAAAAUGUGCAAUAGUUAUGUGAUAUUAAAGUACUGCCAUAUUUAGAGUACUUUAUGUUGAUAUUUUAUUUGUUUAAAUAUAUAAGUAUAUCACGUUAAUAAAGAAAGGGGACUGUUUCUAACUUGUCGUCGUCUCUGUAAGAUUGAAUUUUCUGUAUAAUGAUUGUUGUGUUCUGGUGUACAAACAUUUUAUGACUGUAUUUUACAAUAUUUCAAAAAAUAUCUGUUUUUGUUUUAAAAGAGAGAGAAGAUGACUUCAAGUUUUAAAAAAUGUAUGUUUCCCUUGCUACAAUAAAUUCCGUCACUGUUGCUUUUGAGAAA